GUCGUUCGUUCAGCGAGCACGUGUCUACCGUGGGUUUAAUAAAUUGCGAUCUCGGUAUAGAAAUCCAGAUUUUUGUUCUUAUUUCAAUUAUUUUUUUUUAAAUUAUUUUUAAGUGUUGAUUCUCCAAUUCUUCGAACCAUUGUAAUAUUUUGAUUUAGUUCCUAAAAUACAUAACAAUAAAUCUUACAGAUAAAAGUGUAAAUAGUGCACCAAAUUUAAAAUAAAUACAUAGAUAAUAUUGUGAAAAUAAAUUUGUGUUAAAUUUAUAAAUACUUACUAACUGAACAAUUUGUUGUUUUUUUUUGUUUUUUGUUAAAAGAAGAACAUAAAUAUAUAAAUUUAAUAAGCAGCAACCCAAUUGGAUAAUAUUGGAAGAAUUUUUAUUUGAUCUGAAGAUUGAGCUGAGAAGAUAUUGCUCCAGGAUGUGGAGCCCGCAGAAAGGUCCUACACGACUGUGGGACCUUAGCCUUAGUCUUAUAUUUAUUUUACAAUUAAUGUUUAGUUUAGUAAUAGCUGGUAAUGAAAUAUGGCCUCUGGAAAGGCCGGACGGUAUGCCAAACAUAGUUUCCUUAGAAGUAAUGUGUGGGAAGGAUCAUAUGGACGUGCAUUUAACAUUUUCUCAUCCGUUUGAGGGAAUCGUCAGCUCAAAAGGACAACAUAGCGAUCCACGUUGUGUAUACGUGCCUCCAUCUACUGGUAAAACUUUCUUCUCCUUCAGAAUAUCAUAUUCACGCUGUGGCACUAAGCCUGAUUUACAUGGCCAAUUUUAUGAGAAUACGGUGGUCGUUCAGUACGACAAAGACCUACUUGAGGUUUGGGAUGAAGCAAAACGCCUCCGAUGUGAGUGGUUUAAUGACUACGAGAAGACCGCAUCUAAGCCGCCGAUGGUAAUUGCAGAUUUAGAUGUAAUCCAACUCGAUUUUAGAGGUGACAACGUCGAUUGCUGGAUGGAAAUUCAACACGGCAAAGGACCAUGGGCACCGCCAGUAAGUGGCAUCGUGCCACUGGGAUCGACACUUACACUUGUUGUGGCCAUCAAUGACUAUCGCGGUGAGUUUGAUAUGCGCGUUAAGUCAUGCGUCGCCUCUGAUGGAUCUGGUCAUAUCAUAAAGCUGUCAGAUGAAUUCGGAUGUGUCUUGCGCCCCAAGAUGAUAUCCCGAUUCUUGAAGGCCCGAGCUCCGGAUGAGCGUGCAACUGUUAUAACGUACGCAUUUUUCCAUGCAUUCAAAUUCCCCGAUGCACUGAGUGUGCACAUCAAAUGCAAAGUCGAGAUUUGCCGCCACGGUUGCUUGGAUCAUUGCCAACUUAAUGGAAAUGUCCAUGAACGCAAGGACAUCGUUAGCACUGAAACGGAGGAUGACAGCAAUGCAGCAAGUAGUAAUAACGAGCUACAUAAUGUCAUCGGCGCUGGACCAUCUGAAGGUGAUCGUGAUCAUGAUAUUUUCUAUGACGACAUCAUUCACAACCGCAAGCAAUUGUCUUCGAUCAACAAUGGCAUCGCAAAUAUGCUGGACAACUUUAAGAUGCACGAAAAGAACAACAAUGUGAACUUAGAGCCACGCCCAGUGCACGAGGAAGAAGACGAUGCUGACUUAGACUCUUUGUUUGAGAACGACGAUGAGGUGGAAAAGGAACAGUACAUGGAACUUAAGAAGGCCGGAAAGUUCCCUCAAGGGCCGAGACUUUUUGAAGCUCAAAAUCGCAUGGGUGUGCCCGUAGCUGGGCCACGUUCGUUGGAACCAAAGACCGAUGAUGAUCUUCGACCUGUUUACAAAGCGUCAAGUAAGGAAGACGAAGAUGAAGCUAAUAAUGCUACCGAAAGUACCGAAGAACCGGAUGUGAAGAAUAGGCGCCGUAGGCGUUCGAUUGUUGUUUCCGACCGUAAAGCUAGGAGUGCCGAUGUUGGGGUUAGUGGUCUGUACGACGUUAUAUCUGAAGCCGAUCUGGCUUUCAGUCCAGAUACCAAACAAGAAGCUGUUACAGUUUUCCAGGGUAAAAUAUCUGAAGACGUGGUUUAUGGCAUUUGUAUGCCAGUUCCAGGAUUCAGCAUUCUAUUUAUCGUAGUCGUCUCUGCCACCAUAGUCUCGGCUCUUAUCGCUGGUUCACUUCUCUAUCGAUACCAGUUGCAGAAGGAAGCUUUAGAAAAACAAACUCCACUCCCGGUGGGUUCGCUGGCUUCUUGGAUGACCUUGCGGCUUUUCCGAAUGCGUCACGAGGGAGUAGUCGUCCCACCAAAUCAAUCACCAGUAGCGACAGCAGCAGCUAUUGUCCAUGAAACUCCACAAUAAAACCAACAAGCUGCCUGCUACCCUUUCCAAUACGACGAAAAUGGACUGAUUUAAAAUUAUAAUUAAUUAACUUGAAAGACAAAAACUUUUUAAGUUUUAUUUAUUGUUUUAUUAUUUUUUUAUUUCUUAAUAAUUUUUCGGGCGAAAAUGCAAUAAGAAAUGUAUGUUCUUCGAUAACAGUUUUAAUACUUAAACACAAAAUAAGUUUUCUCUUCCUUUUUCUUGACAUUCUUAAACUAUUUUAAAUAAAAGGUUAGACUUAAGGGCUAAAACAAAAUAAUUAUUAUAAUUUGCUACAAGAUAAUGUUUGGUGCUCGAUUGGUGCAUUUUAACUUACAAAACUAAUUGUUUGUUCAUUUGUAGUGCUAUUUGAAUUUUAUAAACAACAAUAAAACAAAAAAUAAAAAAUAGUGUUUUUGAAAUCACCUAAUGAAAUUACAAAAUUACGGAAUAAUUCAAUAAGUUUUUCAUAAAAACAUGAAGUUGUUAGUCUAAGAUCGAAAAUACAAAUUAUUUAUUUUUAUCAUAAUUAAGAUGCGAAAUUAUAAUUGUGACAAUAAACAAAAAAAUGGAUUAUAGUUAUUCAACAAUGGACUUUCUACAAAUAAAAAAAUUUAGUAA
Eupeodes corollae is the source of this 2909-nucleotide messenger RNA. RefSeq lists its product as uncharacterized. Lineage: Eukaryota; Metazoa; Arthropoda; Insecta; Diptera; Syrphidae. The transcript has 8 exons. Bases 423 to 2288 code for a protein of 621 amino acids. The record is from RefSeq and is a predicted model, not a curated record.